AUGGGCCCCGAAUACCAAACAAGUCGAACGAGCAAAGUCAAUCCUCGAGCCAAAUGUCCUUCUCAAAGCGGCGAGGAGGGCGUGCUGAGUCGGUACAAGACCGCGAGCCUGGCGGCCAAGGCGCAGGCGCGGCGCAGCGUGCGGUGGCGCGGGUGCGUGUUCUCGUUCGGGCAGACCGCGCCCGUCGCGGGGUACGCGCUCUCGCUCUGGUACGGCGGCAUACUCGUCGCCGACAAGGAGGUGCACUACAAGAACGUCAUCAAAGUUUCGGAAGCGCUAAUCUUCGGCGCCUGGAUGAUGGGUCAGGCGUUGGCGUUCGCGCCUAACUUUGGUGCCGCGAUCAGUGCCGCUGGACGCAUCAUGACGCAGCUGGCGCGGCAACCGACCAUCGAGAGUACAGUCACACCGGCAGUCAACGAGGACUUCGUAGCGACGGGCAAGAUAAACUACGACAGCGUCAUGUUCCGUUACCCGACACGUCGCGAAGUGGAGGUGUUGCGAGGGUUGACUCUAGCAAUACCGAGCGGGAAACGUGUUGCGCUCGUGGGGCCCAGCGGCUGCGGCAAGUCCACACUCAUACAACUGCUGCAGAGAUUGUACGACCCGGACAAUGGCAGCGUGGUCAGUAUACUGGACACUCUUUAUAUCCAGAACUAUUGGAAUAGAUGGAUUUACUAUCUGGUGCUGAUUCCAUAG
Messenger RNA from Diatraea saccharalis (sugarcane borer), 696 nucleotides. NCBI's taxonomy places the organism in Eukaryota, Metazoa, Arthropoda, Insecta, Lepidoptera, Crambidae. The record is from the annotation of a GenBank genome assembly.